Molecule: messenger RNA, 1302 nt
Organism: Gallus gallus (chicken)
Lineage: Eukaryota; Metazoa; Chordata; Aves; Galliformes; Phasianidae
Gene: DSN1
Product: DSN1 homolog, MIS12 kinetochore complex component
Exons: 11
Coding region: 80-1252 (390 amino acids)
Biological process (GO): cell division; mitotic sister chromatid segregation
Cellular component (GO): MIS12/MIND type complex
Source: RefSeq, a predicted model, not a curated record
ACUUUUGUUCUCUCCCCCCUGGAGAGGCCAACCCACUGCGCAUGCGCGAAGAUCGAUUGGGCUGGGGGUCGAUGUGCGCAUGCGCGCAACUCUGUGCUGUCCUGCGCAUGCGCAGGCGCUCUGUUUUGUGCGCAUGCGUGCAGCCCCGGCUCUGCGUCCUGCGCAUGCGCACUCCUCACAGGGCGCCGCCAUUUCCCGGCGUGCACUGCGCUUAACGGUCGGUGGCGCGCGUAGCCGCCAUGGAGGGGCGUCCGGAGGGUUCCUUUCGGCUCCGACUUCUCUCACCGGAUCCUUCCUUAGAGCAGAUGGGGGUGCUCCAGAACCUGACCCUGGAGAGAAGAAAGAUGUGGGGAAACCUCCAAAGCCAACUGACCUUGCUGCUGUUAGCCAGGAGAAUGCUACUCCUGAAGCAGCUGCAGGAAAAACAUCUCACGGGAGCCUGAGCUCUGUGAAAAGCCCAAACACCACCAGUUGUCAAACCAAACGCCGCUCCUGGCGUCGGUCAAGCCUAAAGGGGUCGAAGCGCCGGAAAUCUCUGCCUCCUUUUCACGAGGAUGUUACUGCAUUGAGCCAAGCUAUUAGCCUGGACCUGCCAGAAACAGAUCGCCUUUCUAUGCUGCUGUUAUCCAGCUUCCAGUUCUCUGCACAGAAGCUCGAACACGUCUUGGAGCAGACAGAGGGCUUCAGUCCCGAGGCCUUCAAAGCCAGUGUGAACUCAGCUUCAGAAGACCUGAAGCGAUACAUAGAGAAACUGAAGCUGGAUGGAACCCUGCGGAGCUGCAUCGAGAAAGCUGAAGGGGAUUCGUCGGACUCUGUUUCAGAUGAGUCAGUGUGCAAAGCAAAGGAGUGCAUUGCCAGGUUUUCAGCUGAAUGCCAGGCGUGGGAUGAGCUCCUGCAGCGCUACCAGAAGGACGCAGAGGAAACAUCCAGGCAGCUGGAGGAGUGCAGGAGCAAAGAGGGCCGGGCAGAGCCGCCCAAUUACCUGCAGACAUCUCAGGCUGAGGUGCUCAGCACCAAACCCAACUACCAGAGGAUCCUGGAUGAGCAGGGGGAGGUGCUGAGCUGCAUGGAGCUGGUGCUCGAUGAACUGCAGCAGGCGGCGAAGCUGCUGCGGGCUUUCAGUGAGGACAGCAGGCAGCAUCUGCGGGGGCUGUCUGAGCUGCUGGCCGCACGGACCUUCCGCCAGCUGGAGCACUCCCCGGUGCGGAAGCUGAUCGCAGCCCCGGGCCGGAAGGCACCGCCGGAGGGCUGAGCUGCUCCCAGCAGAGCUCCCAAUAAACGGCCCCGUGUGGGCGAACUGCG